CUUAUGCCGACUCACUGAGCGAGUGGGAAGAAAUUAGGAAAUUCUAUAAUUUAUCAGGUGGCUUUGUUUCAGUAGUUUUCUCCUCUCAAAUCGCACAAGAAGAGAAAGAACUCGAGAUCCUCUUCGCUACUUUCAGUACCAAACCAAUGGCUGCGAUCUUAGCUCGCAAGUCUCUCGCUGCACUCACUGCUCGUCAGCUUGCUGUGUCUGGACAACUGUUGCAGGGUUCCAACCAAUAUGCACUACGUUCUAGUGCACAUUUGUAUUCCACCAGAAAAGAGGAUGAAGAAAGAGAGCAGCUCUCGAGGGAGAUGUCCAAGGAUUGGAGUUCUAUCUUUGAGCGAAGCAUAAACACAUUGUUCCUCACGGAAAUGGUUCGCGGUUUGAGUUUAACCCUCAAGUACUUCUUUGAGAAAAAAGUUACUAUCAAUUACCCAUUUGAGAAGGGUCCUUUGAGCCCCCGUUUUCGUGGUGAGCAUGCCCUGCGACGAUAUCCAACUGGAGAGGAACGUUGCAUUGCCUGCAAACUUUGUGAAGCUAUAUGUCCUGCACAAGCCAUCACAAUUGAAGCCGAAGAACGUGAAGAUGGAAGCCGUAGGACAACUCGGUAUGAUAUCGACAUGACAAAGUGCAUCUAUUGUGGAUUCUGUCAAGAAGCAUGCCCUGUCGAUGCAAUUGUUGAGGGACCAAACUUUGAAUUUGCCACAGAGACUCAUGAGGAGCUUCUGUAUGACAAAGAAAAGUUACUUGAGAAUGGGGAUCGUUGGGAAACGGAGAUUGCGGAGAACCUGAGAUCUGAGAGCCUCUACCGCUGAUGUUUCUUCAGAGUUAAUACCAAAUUUUUCACUUGAAAAAUAAAAGAUCUGUGCAUGGGUCUUGGAAUAUUUGUUUUAGAGGUUUUGCGAUUUCGCAAUGUUUCUUGUGAAUUUGCUGUUCCUGCUACAUGUUGAAACGAGAAGUGAUGAUUAUAAAUCUCAAAAUACAUGGAUCAAUGUUUCCAUUUGUAGAAUUUCUAGUUUGAUGACAAUGAUCAUGUAGCAGCAGAACUUAUUUGGAACUGAUUACAGUUGUAACUGGGGCUCUUGGAAGCUUACGGCUGAUUAGAAUGUUUGUUGGAAUUUUUGGCACAUUGGAAUGUAAAAGAUGCCUUCUGUCAAUCUAAAGGCCGUUCUUAUCAACUUUAAGACGUUGGAAAACCAAUGGUUAUGAAAACAAUAGUGAUUUGAAAA
Molecule: messenger RNA, 1229 nt
Organism: Ricinus communis (castor bean)
Lineage: Eukaryota; Viridiplantae; Streptophyta; Magnoliopsida; Malpighiales; Euphorbiaceae
Product: NADH dehydrogenase [ubiquinone] iron-sulfur protein 8, mitochondrial
Exons: 8
Coding region: 147-815 (222 amino acids)
Biological process (GO): mitochondrial respiratory chain complex I assembly; mitochondrial electron transport, NADH to ubiquinone
Cellular component (GO): membrane
Molecular function (GO): 4 iron, 4 sulfur cluster binding; NADH dehydrogenase activity
Source: RefSeq, a predicted model, not a curated record